CCUAACGUCACAAAAUGGUCGCCGCAAUAUUGUGGUCUGAUACUGUGUCCUUGUUUACAGUUUCUUCGACCAGUGGCGACCAAAGUGGUUCGUCACUGCCGCGAGGCAGAAGAGAUGUAUCCUUUACUUUCAGGGUAAUCAUAUGUCAAGAGUAAAAACUGCAGCAGCGACCAUUGUGCUACACCUGACGAGAUUGUCCUAGUGACAGGUGUGUCAAAAUACUCCUAUUGAGGCAGCACCAUGGGAAAUAUCCUGACCUCAUCCUCAUCAGAGGCAGACCCAGAUUCAGCAUGGAAAGUACAGAACCGAGAAAUGGCCACCAACCCCAUGUACAAGUUUGCUGAUCUUGCCAAGGGGGGAGAACUCAUCAAGGCAUAUGAAGACCAGGGACCAGAUCGUGUCAAAGAGAUUGCCAAAACAAAAAUGAUGACUUAUCUUUACAAUUGUGGCAAGGGUGCUGUAAUUGAAAAAUCGGAGUAUAUCAAAUGGUGUAACAACAGGAAAGCCAAAUUCAAAGCCUUUCAGGAAGAGAGUGAAUUACCAGGGAAAUCAGAGAAGUCUGAAUGGGAACUAAAACAUAAACUUGAAUCAAAACCAGAAGAAAAGACAGAAGAAGAACUUUUAAGGGAAUUUCAGGAGGAUCCUAUCAAUAAGUUUGAACCUCAUGAGGCAUGCUGGGAUUUGAACAAGCGUGGAGGGGUUGGAGAAACGCCUUUCCACUUAUGUUACCUGAUGGACUCUCCUGUUCACUUUGAAGUGGGAAAGGCUCUUCUUGAAGUCUUUCCCAAAUUGGCAUGCGAUGUUUAUGAAGGAGAGGAGUAUUUUGGUGAGAGUGCCUUGCACAUUGCCGUCAUGCUGGAUGACCUGGACAUUGUUCAGCUGCUGGUGCAGAAUGGUGCCAAUGUCAACCAGCGUGCUACUGGACGUUUUUUUCUGCCAGAGGAUUUAAAGAAAAAUCCUGAUCCCACAGCAGCCACUAACUAUGAUGGCUAUGCCUACUAUGGUGAAUAUCCCCUGGCCUUUGCAGCCUGCAGAGGUAACCAGGAUAUUUAUGAUUACCUCAUAGACCAUGGUGCCAACCCCAACUUUCAAGAUUCAUUUGGGAACACAGUGCUGCACAUGGUGGUCAUCCACUGCCAACCUGACUCGGAACAGCAUGAGAGAAUGCGGGGAAUGUUCAGAUAUGCUGUACAGCACAACAUAGCCCCUGCCCAAACAGACAUCCUUAACAAACAGAACUUGACCCCAUUGACACUAGCAAGCAAGUUGGGUCGCUCUGACAUCUUCCGUGAUAUGUUGGACCUGGGAAGUGUGGAAUUUUGGAGAUUCAGUCAUGUGACCUGUUCAGCAUAUCCAUUGGCUGCCAUAGACUCUAUUGGUCCAAAUGGAGAACACAACUGGCAUUCAGCUCUGAUGAUCAUUGUUGAUGGGGAAAGUGAUGAGCAUUUAGAGAUGUUGGAAGGAGGAGUCGUUUGGCAGCUGCUGAAGGAAAAAUGGAAAACAUUUGCAAAGAGGCGAUUUCUUGAGCGGCUGGCAAUUGCCUGUGUACACCUGGUCCUGUUUAGUGUUGCUAUCUACAUCCGGCCUUCUGGCCCCUCACUGUUAGACUACACAGGGGCAGUUGAUGCUGUUCGAUAUUUUUGUGAGGUAAUUGUUUGCCUCAGCUGUACUGCUACGAUCGCCAUGGAAAUCAUUGAAAUUAGUUCACGGGGCUUUUGGAGCUUUCUGAAGAAUUGCUCUCAUGCCCCAGCGCACACUGUCAACUUGGUUUCAUGCUUGCUAAUACUGGCCUGCAUACCAUUCCGCUUUCUCCAGCUCUACGAAGUAGAGGAUAUACUCCUUAUUAUUGCAGCCCCAUGUUCCUGGUUCUUUUUACUCUUUUUUGCCAGGGGAGUCCAGCUUACUGGACCAUUUGUCACAAUGAUCUAUAAGAUGUUAAGAGGAGAUCUUAUACGGUUUGGCAUCAUUUAUUUGAUUUUCCUGAUAGGAUUUACACAAGGGUUUUACUUUCUGUUUCGUGAUGUGACUGAUGAUGACGACAAAGGCGCUAAAAAGUUUGAAACAUUUCCUGAAACCAUCCUGACUCUCUUUCAGAUGACACUUGGAGAGUUCAAGUAUGAUGCAUUUGGCCUGUCACGCCAUGUGCUGCUGACAAAACUGGUGUUUGUCAUAUUUAUGAUACUGAUGCCCAUCCUUCUGCUGAAUAUGCUGAUUGCCAUGAUGGGCAACACCUACACGCAGGUCAUCUCCAAGUCUGAAAAACAGUGGCGCAAACAGUGGGCUAAGAUUGUGGUGGUUUUGGAGAGAGGCUUUUCGAAGAAGCAGCUUCUGCAGUUUCAGAAGGACUACUCUGUGAAUCUAGAGAAACCACCCAAGUAUCAAUUAGCUAAAAGCUGCGAUGAGAACUUUGAGCACCGGGCACUGAUUGUUAUCAAGACAAGUCCUAAAUCUCGUGCUAAGACAUCUAAAGGUGCAAUACUGAACUGGAAGAAACUGGGAAAAGAGGUGAUUAGGCAGCUGCGAACACACAAGAGAGACAAGAAUGAUACCUUCCAGCUGCACAAACGCUUUGGUACAGCUGUCUCUGAUGACGCUGGGAUACCCAACCUGUCUUCCACCGUGGAUCAGCUGGCAUGGGAGCAGGACAUUGACCUCAGCAAGGGCCAGACUUUUGUGGCUGAUGCAGACCAGUUGGGGUCUAUCAGUCCGCGGUACGCAAAGAGACAGGAUCCAUCUCAGACUUCCACUUCUGUCAGCAGCAAAGUGUUUUCAGUCCCAAGCCACAUCACAGGUAGUGGUGAGAGGCACAACCAGAGACAUUCACAGCAAGCUGCAUCUUCUGCAGCAUCACCUCCACCUGGUUCUGUGCAUCGCUUACGAUUCCCAUAUAACAGGGUGGCGCCACUGUCUCACUUGCCACCAGUUGAGAACACCUUUCUGACCUUAAAUGUGGACAACCUUGACUCCAGUCAAGAAGAUAACAAAAGUACAAAAUCCAUGUUCAUUUCAUUAGAACCUUUGACCAAUCAUGAUACGUAUAGCAUGGGCAAAAGUGUUGGGGAAGAUGAAAAAUCUGAGUGAUCUAUGUGGAUGACCAAAAGUUCCAUGAUUUGAUGAGAAGGAGGCAGGUGCUUGUGUUGUCCUGUGGUAUUGAAGCCUGCUGAUUUAGCCUUGACAGAGAGCUGUGGUGUCUUUACAAAAGGAAGUACACCAACAGAAAGGAAGUACAAUGUCAACACCAAUUUGCUGGCCACUGAGAAUUUUCUGUGAUGAGAGCAAGAGACAGUUGCCCUUAAUUGUGAUGCAAAUCUGCAGCCAAGUAAACUUUCGUAGUGCACAUCUGCUUGAGCACAGCAUAGCUCCAUUGAACUCUACAUUCCAGAGACAAAAACGUUUUAGAGCUCAUGAUAUUUUUUUACACCUUGGACUAGAGGAAUGUGUUUGAAAUAUUUGUUCUUUGUCUUUGUAUCAGACACUGAAUUUUUUUGUUCUCGUUCGUUUUAUCUGGCACAACAAAGAAGGGAUGGGGAUAAGAAUUUUUAAAUGGUGAGGCAAAGACUAUAGAUAAAUGUAGUCAAGGAAGCUAAAUAUGUAGCAUUCAUUUAACACUUUGUGUCAUUAAGGGCAGUGCGAUUAAUGGUUAGUUGAGCUGUUGAAAGUGAAAUGCACGUACAGACACACAAUUUCCUCACACAUGCAUGUGUGGAUGUAGUGAGGGCUUAGGGCAUGAAUCUAAAAUAUUUUAGCUGCAGAGGUAGCAUGCAAAGGCAUUGGUAUCUUCAUUAUACAAAUAAAGCUGCAUUUAUUAGCCAAACAGUUAAUUUACAAAGUGUACUUUUAUGACUUAAGGAGAUUUGAAUACUAUGCAAUCCUCUCCCUGCCAUAAAGUCAUGGAGUUGUAGGAAAACUGAUCAUCACAUUUACAGAGCUGAAAUUUGCAUAUGCAAGACAGUCUCCUUGGAGUUUGUUAGUGAAGUAACUAUUUCGUAAGAAGAUGAAAGGCACUUUGUCAUAAUUAUUUUCUCAGAAUAUUUUGACAUUUUAAAUUUCUGAUAUCAGUUUUAUUAUUUCAGUUUUUAUAUCAUCACUGUUUGCUCAAGUUGCAAUGAGUGUACUUAUACAUGAUAAUAUUAUUAUUAAAACAUUUCAAAUAAAGAGGUCUCUGCAGGCCAUUUGUGCAGAAAAUAGCAUUAACACUUACAGUUCCGUAUGCCAUCUUUCUCAUCUAAACUUUCCAAUUCUUUCAAAAUAAUUUGUGUAUACUGCCUCAUUUGCAAAUUAGAAAAGUCUUUUUUUAACAAAUGUUUUCCAUGAUAAUCAGGGUAUUUCAUGAAGUGAUGUGUACUCUCUUGAAAGCUUUCGCUCAUCUUGAUGCUUGACUCAUAGUGUAUAAAUAAUUUUAAAACAACCAGUCAGUGUGUCAGUGAUUUUAAAACAACCAGUCAGUCAUCGGAAACUUUCAAUAUAUGAUUAUAUUGUUAAAAAAGCAUUUAGAGAAAUUUUUUUAUCACAUGACAGUAUUGAUGCAAAUAUUAAUAUAUUCAAAUAUUAGCACAAUUCAUAUUCAAAAUGUUGUCAGCUGAUCAAUGAAGCUGAGUCUGUGGAAGUAAUCUCUGUGUAAUAGUGAUGUUGAGUACAUUAGCACAAGAAGCAACAGCACCACAAUUUAGCAAACAUAUUCCUCGGAUAUAUUUAAUAUUGCAGGUAUGAAAAUGUCAUCAUCACAAAUAUGUAUCAUUUUAGUUUCUUCAGGCUUUGGGCCAACAACAAGAUGAAAUCUCACAUGGCCAUUAUAACUUUUCUCGAUCAGCGCAGUUUUACAGUCAUAUGGCGUUAGCCCCUCCACCCUCCCUGCUUUUAGCAAAGCUAUGCCUUGAUAUUGUUAAGUUUGAUGCUGCAUGCUUGUUAUUUUGUUGUCUCCAAAACUUAGGUGAGAAAUGUCAAAUGUUCAAGACUAUAAGUUUUUCAUGCUGAUCUGCUGAAAUCAUAUAUCUGAAAUAUCAUGUCAUGUUCACUGCUGAUGUAUCAAAACCAUUAUUCCUCUAAUAUUAUCUUAUCUUUUUUCUGAAAUGUGAUAUAAUCUUGAAGGAUGAGACAUGAAUUUUUAACAUGGUUGUAAAAUCUUGCCGUCUUGAUAGCUGCAGCAUGGUAACGGGAAGCUGCAUAUGGCUUCUGUAAACAUUCGGUCAUAUACAUUGUGUUACCCAAAUAUUCAGUCAACUAACUUCAUCUUUUGUGGCAUCAACAUCUGUUGAACUGACAAACCUUAGUUUUUAUAGUGCAUGGCAGUUUAACUCAGGUGGAAAUUUUCUUCUUUGAUUUGCUGAAGAUGAGUGAUUGCCAGAAUUUUGCACUUGGUAAUUUCUCAUUUUGGAAAGCAGAGUUAGCGUACUGAACCUCACAUGUGACUGCAUGAAAAAUGAAGUGAUUUCAGACAUAUGUUUGGUUACACACAAAUCUGUGGUGGAAUGCUGUAGUAUUAUUUUUCUUUUAUAAACAUCAUAAAUGAAAUGACUACAUGAUUUUAGUCUGCUUCAGUCACAGGCUACCAAUGGUCGUGAUUGGACACAUGUUUACAGCUGUAAAAGGCAAGAAGCUUCCAUAUAAACAUAUAGGGCUUACACAAAAGAUGUCGGGCCUCAGCCAUAUAUUGCUGAAGCUGAGCUGUAACUGUUAUGUAGAAGGUAGUUGUACAGAACUUCAGAUCUGGAAUGGGUUAUCAGUAAUACAACUUUAACUAGGACACAUGUAGAAAUGCUUUUCAUUUCAGGUGUGGUUAGAGGUAGGGUAGUGGCAGUUAAGUGUAUAGAAGUUUUUGUAAUGUUUUGAAGAUAUUUUUAAUGACAUUUAUUUUUGUGUUCAAUUUUUAUGAUAGAGUAAACUAAUGUAGAUCGGAAUUAAUCUCAUGGGUAGUUUCGUCUGCUUAAAUUUUGGGCUUGUGAUAGUUUGUAAUGAUUUCACAUUGUUCUCUGUAUUUAUUUAAUGUUAGUCUUUGCAACGGGUAGGGUGAUUUUACCUUCAACAUUGAGAGUUUCUACCUCUGAUGAAGACACUUUGCUCCUUUAAAAACAGCCUUAGGUUUGUGUUGUGUACGAUGCAUUUACUUUGGAAAAUAUUUGCCAGAGAUCUUUUUCUAGGAAAAGAUGUUGUACAUUGAACUUAGGCAACCAAAAGGUGUGAUAUUUACAUUAUGUUUUCAUGCUGUGAAGAAAUCCUGUAACCUAUGACAUUGUUUUAUGGUGUUCGCGGUCAAGGUUUAUUGUUUAUGGUGUUCACAGUAAAGGUUCAGAAAGUGUUAUCUGCUUCACUGUUUACCCAGGAACAAUAUCUUCUCUGGGUUACCACAGCAAUUUGAGGGUUGGGAUGUCAUUGGUAAUGGGCUUAAUUUCUGUAAACAUGUGUCAGCAAUGUUAUUCUGCUGUCUCCCUAUAAAAUGUCUCCCUGUAUGUUGUUUUCUUUCCUGUUCUGGCAUCAUCAGCAUUUGAAUUAACAAAACAACAGGAAAAGAAAAGCAAGUAGUCGUAUCAGUCAUAUCUGUACUCAAUAAUGAAAAGCAGUACAGGAGAAAUAAAUUAAAAGAAGUGAA
This is a messenger RNA of Pomacea canaliculata, 6586 nucleotides long. Its product is annotated as transient receptor potential cation channel subfamily V member 5-like. Gene Ontology annotation, biological process: calcium ion import across plasma membrane. Gene Ontology annotation, molecular function: protein binding; calcium channel activity. The record is from RefSeq and is a predicted model, not a curated record. NCBI's taxonomy places the organism in Eukaryota, Metazoa, Mollusca, Gastropoda, Architaenioglossa, Ampullariidae. Gene Ontology annotation, cellular component: membrane.